AUGGCGAACGGGAAGAUGACGCCAAUUGGGACGCAAAUGCCCUCGGGCAGAGCGGACGAGUGCGUGUCCGAGCGCGCCAAACACCGAGCCGGGGGACUCAAAGCGACUUUGCGCCCGGUCGAUCAGUUCACGCGCCGCUCCACGCCGUCGCCGACGACGACGGCGGAAGGAACGCGAACGUCGCCUAUCGAGCACGCGUCGCGAGCUGCUCGAGCGGCGGGGGCGGCACAUGCGUACCGAACGUUCGCGUCGAGUGGUUUGACUAGCGCGGCGACACCGACGCGGCGCGGACGCGAACGCGACGCGCCGACGUCGACGCCGAUGUCGGCAAGCGUCAAAAUGCUGGUAAGUGAAGCGAUGACGUCGUUAAAGAAGGCGCGGUCGAGGGUGGAGGAUUUGGUUCGAAGUCAUCGUGGGGUUGGAUUGAACUUUGAAGACGUGGCGCCAGCUUCGCCAACCAUGAACGUCGCGGCAUCGCCGUCGACGAGUGAGACGACGGCGGUGCGCGAAGAUAGGGAGGCUGAACGAGAGGCAACGGAAAUGUUGAUCAGGUCAGCGAAGAAAUCUAUCGCGAAGAAGAGUGCACCGGUGUCACGUUCUCCAAUGCGGUCGCCUUUGCCGUUACGCAUGGAACGCUUUGAUCCGAGCGCCCCAGUCGUCGUGUUGGCGGAUUCCAAGGCGACGGAGAGUACGAUGGUCCAAGGAAAUGGUGAACGCGCCAACGGAGACGGAGUUUACGACGAUGAGGUGACGUCGCAGUUGUCUCUGCCUCCAGGCUUUGACGCUAGCGAAUUUUUAGAGGAUGUCGCGCGGGACGAGCAUGUCGUCGAGCCUUCGGAGACAGACGUCGAGAAAACUGAUGAAGAAAACUCUGACAACAACAUCGACAAGGUGAUGGAUCAACUGGACGUGUUCGCGAAGAUGAUGGCCAAGGUGGUCGCGAAUACGCUGGACGAAAUAAGCGCAAAUAUUGCGAGCAAGCCGGUGACGAUUCCUUCGCCGAAAGCGAAUAGGGUACCCACGUCGCCGAGACGAAGUUCGAGGCGUAGAUCUGUCGCCGGCGAACCCGUGACGACACCGUCGCUCCGAUCGAGUCACUCUGCAGCUCCCACAACGCCGUCGCGUCGAUCAAAACGCCUGGCGUCGAAGGGCAAGGAGCGCACGUGA
Messenger RNA from Ostreococcus tauri, 1167 nucleotides. Its product is annotated as unnamed product. The coding region runs from base 1 to 1167 and encodes 388 amino acids. The record is from RefSeq and is a predicted model, not a curated record. The transcript has a single exon. Lineage: Eukaryota; Viridiplantae; Chlorophyta; Mamiellophyceae; Mamiellales; Bathycoccaceae.